Messenger RNA from Candidozyma haemuli, 1530 nucleotides. RefSeq names its product aminopeptidase. The record is from RefSeq and is a predicted model, not a curated record. NCBI's taxonomy places the organism in Eukaryota, Fungi, Ascomycota, Pichiomycetes, Serinales, Metschnikowiaceae. The transcript has a single exon. Gene Ontology annotation, molecular function: manganese ion binding; metalloaminopeptidase activity. The coding region runs from base 1 to 1530 and encodes 509 amino acids. Gene Ontology annotation, cellular component: mitochondrion.
AUGCGAAGCUUGUGGACGAGGAAUUUGGUCAGAUUCAGCCAUAGUUAUGCCUCCAGGCCCUCGUUGGCCAUUCCGUACAAGACGGGACAGCCAAUGCAUGAAACACGGUCCCAUUACCUACCGGAACCUGGAUUCAUCACUCCAGGUAUCACAGCUUUAGAAUACUAUGAUAGGAGGAUGAGACUAGCCAAGGACCUUCCGGUUCGGUCGGCUGUCAUUGUGGCGGGUAAUAAAGUGGUUCACAGCUCGGGAUCGGUGUUCUACCAUUUCCAACAGGACACUGACUUCUACUACCUUACAGGAUGGCUUGAGCCUGAUUCUGUGGCUGUCAUUGAAAAGGUUGCUGAUAAUAAGAAUGACGACGAUAUCGUGUUCCAUAUGCUUGUGCCUCCAAAGAAUCCAGCAACAGAGCUUUGGGAAGGUGAGAGGACUGGUCUCCAAGGAGCCUACGACUACUUCAAUGCAGACGAGGUUGCCGAGGUCGGUCGUCUAGAUGCGUACUUGAAAGGCAUCAUCUCCAGAAACGACCAUAUCUACUUUGAUAGUAAGAGCAAAGGCGCCAAGCUGUCGAAGUUCAGCAACUUUUUCAGUUUGGGCUACCACAGACAAUCCGAUGCAAUUGAUGAAUUGCUCCGUGGAAAGAACGUGAAGCUGUUGAAGCUGGUUUUGGCAAACCACAGAGCACUCAAGUCGCCAGCUGAAAUUAAGGUGAUGCACAAGGCUGGCCAGAUUUCCAGUAGAGCGUUCAACACAGCCAUGGCUCGCGUUGGCAGUCUGGAACCAUUCAUGACAGAAAAGCUUCUUGCAAAGUACUUGGAUUACGCGUUUGUCAGAGGUGGUUGUGACAGAGAGGCUUACAUUCCUGUGGUUGCUAGUGGUCCUAAUGCCUUGACUAUUCAUUACACCAGAAACGAUGAUAUUCUUUAUAAAGACGAGACUGUGUUUGUUGAUGCUGGUGGUAAAUUGGGUGGCUACUGUGCUGAUAUUUCCAGAACGUGGCCAAACUCUCCUAAUGGUUUCUCUGACGCUCAAAAAGAUAUCUACGAAGUGGUUCUCAACGCGAACAGAGUCUGUAUUGACCAGUGUAAUGAGAACUACGGUAUGUCUCUUCAUGAUGUGCAUGAGCUUUCUGUGACAACGUUACUUCAAGGCCUUCGUUCCCUUCCAGGACUCUCUGAGGUUACCAGAAGCGAAGUCUCUCGUGAACUCUUCCCUCAUUACAUUGGCCAUCAUUUGGGACUUGAUCUUCAUGAUGUUCCUUCAGCUUCAAGGUUUGCCCGUUUAAGAAAAGGUAAUGUGGUCACCAUUGAACCAGGCAUUUACGUCCCAUUCGACAGUAAAUGGCCAAAGCAUUACCAGGGAAUUGGUGUGAGAGUGGAAGAUGAUAUAGCAGUGGGAAGCACAGCCAGCGACAUUCUUAAUUUGACAAGUCUCUGCGCUAAAGAGGUAGCAGACGUGGAGCUGCUUGUUCGUCUGGGAAAGGCUACCACGCCAGGCGUCCACGACGAAGCGGUAGAAAUCAGCAUAUAG